UUGUGUUUGUUCAACAAUAAAAUGAAUCCCGAGGAAUACAAUUAGCCUAAUAAUUGUGCACGCAGUGUAUAUGCUAUCUUAUUGAAUAAGCAACUUAACUCAAAUAAUGAUGUAUGUGCUAGGCAUCUCUCUCCAGGUUGUUGUGCUGCUAGGCUGGCUAGCUGCUCAAUGGUUUCCUCCAAAUAUUGCUACUGUUUUCACACCCACUGCAGUACACACUGCCACCAUCAGCUGUGUGUCUCCGCCAGUUCCAGAAAGCCAACUCCUUGCAUACGUACUGUAAAUAUGAUAAAUCAUAGAUUGGCAAGGAAAUCCUCUUCACUGUCCAACUGCAUUGUCACUGAGCUGGAACCAGCAGUAGAGGAUGGCGUGGCCUUAACCCUCCCGUUGUCUCGGCCGGGUCAGAGCGACCCGCUGGCUCGGCCAUGUGUUAGGAGCCGUUCCCCCCCGCGUCCAGGCCGGGUCAGAGAGACCCGGGCCGGCCAUGUGUUAGCCCUCCCGUUGUCCCGGCCGGGUCAGAGCGACCCUCUGGCUCGCCAUGUGUUAGGAGCCGUUCCCCCCCGCGUCCAGGCCGGGUCAGAGAGACCCCCUGGCUCGGCCAUGCGUUAGCAAUGCGUAUGUUAUAACCCCCUCUGCAGUUGUCCAGGCCGGGUCAGAGCGACCCCCUGGCUCGGCCAUGUGUUAGCAAUGUGUCGGCCAUGUGUUAGGAGCCGUUCCCCCCCGCGUCCAGGCCAGGUCAGAGAGACCCCCUGGCUUGGCCGUGCAUUAGCAAUGCGUAUGUUGUAACCCCCCCUGCCGUUGGCCGGGUCAGAGCGACCCCCCCGGGCCGGGCGCGUCAGCGUGCAGUCGGCCGGCCGUAGAGAGGCUACUAAUAUUGUCAGGAAGAAGAAGAAGAAAAAGAAGAAGAAAAAGAAGACGAGGACGACGAUGAGGACGACGGCGAGGAAUACGACCCCGCCGAGCGUGAGGCAGCCGCCGACGCCUCGCCGCGGUCCCGGUUUCAGCGCGGCUCAGGUCCUGGAACAGAUAGCCUCCAGUGUCGACCGAGAAGACGAAGAAGACUUUUGCGAUUCCGAAGAGGAGGACGUUUCGGAAGACGAAGACGGCGAGGAAUACGACCCCGAACGUGACGCGGACGACUCGGCCUUGCGGUCGUGCUCCUCUUUUUCUUCUUCUUCUUCGGAGGAGGAAGAGCGAGAGGGAGAGGGAGACACGGCCGCCGCCCGAGAGCGAGACAGAGAGCCAGAGCGAGAGGACACGGCGGCGGCGGCCGGCCAAGCCCGAAGGGAGACGUUGCUGUCAAAAAACGGCAAAAUCAAAUGGUCCUCCGCGGCCUAUCGCGGCCCGGACCUGCCCCGCGCAGUCCGCCACCCCGGCCCCGCGGUGACGCCUGGCCCUACGGCCUACGCAGCGUCGCGCGCGCUCGACAUCGAGUCCGCCUUCCGGCUGUUUGUCAUGCCGGCGAUAGAAAGGAUCGUUGUGGACAUGACGAAUCUGCAGGGGGUGAGAAAAUACGGCGACGGCUGGCGACCCAUGGACUCGGUCGACCUGCGCGCCUACCUAGGGCUGCUAAUCCUAGCGGGCAUCUACAGGUCCCGGGGUGAGGCCGCGGCCAGCCUGUGGGAGAGCGGCAGGACCGUGUUCCGAGCCACCAUGCCGCUCAAGGUCUUUCACAAGUACUCGAGGCUGCUGCGAUUCGACGACCGCCGGUCGAGACUCGCCGCCGACAGACUGGCGGCCAUAAGAGAGGUCUGGGACCUGUGGGAGGAGCGGCUGCCGGCCCUCUACAACCCGGGGUCCGACUUGACGGUGGACGAACAACUGGUCCCGUUCAGAGGGCGCUGUCCUUUCCGACAGUACAUCCCCAGCAAGCCGGGCAAAUACGGCAUCAAGUCGUGGGUGGCCUGCGACGCCAAGUCCAGCUACGCUUGGAAGAUGCAAGUCUACACCGGUAAGGCGGUCGGCGGAGCCCCCGAGAAGAAUCAGGGCGCGCGCGUCGUCCUCGAUCUCACACAGGGGCUGCCCGGUGGUCACAACGUCACCUGCGACAAUUUCUUCACCUCCUACGAACUCGGCCAGCGGCUCCUCGAGAGGAACCUCACCAUGGUCGGCACGGUGCGAAAGAACAAGCCCGAGCUCCCUCCCGCGCUGCUCCAGUCAAAGGGCAGACAGGUCUCGUCCUCCAGGUUCGCCUUCACGCCCACCGCCACUCUGGUGUCCUACCUGGCAAAGAGAAAUAAGAACGUGCUACUCCUGAGCACGCUGCACACGGAGGCCGACGUUAGCGAUCGCCGCGACCGGAAGCCAGCCCUCAUCCUAGACUACAACCGCAACAAGGGCGGCGUGGACAACCUAGACAAGGUGGUCGGCACCUACAGCUGCAGACGGAUGACUGCCCGCUGGCCCCUGGUCAUCUUCCACAACAUCCUCGAUGUGUCCUCCUACAACGCCUUUGUCAUAUGGCGAGAGAUCAAGCCCGACUGGAUGCCUCGGAAGCGGAACAAGAGGAGGGUGUUCCUGGAGCAGCUGGGAAAGGCACUUGUCAAGCCCUUGAUACAAAGAAGGCAGCGUCUCCCCCGCACCGAAGCCGCGUCCGCGCUCGUCAAAGUCGUGCAGAGUGCCGACCGCGACGCGGCUCCUCCGCCAGCCCGGGAGCACGCCGCUGGCCCGGACGCCGCUGGCCCGGCCGCCGCCCCGCUAGUGGCGAGUAAGAGGAAGAGGUGUCAGCUCUGCCCGCCCAAGAAGGACGCCAAGACACACACGGCGUGCUGCAGGUGUAAGAAAUACAUCUGCAAAGCCUGUUCGCACGCCUACUGUCACACUUGUGCCCUCUGGGCCUUUAGCCGACACGGGACAGGGUGACUCGCCGGGGACACGGGGAGUAGGCAGAAUGGGAGGACAACGGGAGGGUUAUAGCUGUAUGCUGCUGUGGUGCUAAACUGCUGCAGAACUUCACUUGGUAGUUUAUGCUGGUAACAGGUAUCACCAGCCAGCUUCAGUCCAUACCGCACCAGGAGUAUGGAGUUGAGAGUGUGCAGUGCCAUUCUAUUUCUUGACUUGACCACACUCAUUUGGCUGAACUGCCGUUCAACCUCCGCAUUUGAGUGUGGCAAGGAGAGGGCAGCGAGUGCAGCUUUGCACAGUUCUUCAAAUGGAUUUGACCUGGAAGAGUCCGUGUAGUUAUUGACUUCACUCCAAAACUCGACUGUAUUUUCAGUUGAGUCCCACCCAAACAGAUGGAUGUUUCUCCAUUGGAAACAAUUUUAUCAAUUGUUUGGGGCUGGUACCCCAGUAGCUCAGCUACUUUAAUCAUUUCAGCGGUGCCUUUAUUGUGCUUUAGCGUUUCCUUAACACAGAACAAGGCCAUGUUUCUCAAGGCUUCAAGGUUGUCUGGGAGCCUUGCUUGCAGCUCCUUGCUUAAAGCAACAAUGUAGUUGAUGCAUUGUCUCCGGAUGACCUUUUUGUCCUCUGGCGCAAGACUGAGUUGGUACACCGUGCUCUCAAAGGUACCGAAGGUAUGGUGAUGGACUGAGAUGUCCAUCAAUGGCAUCAUUCAGGACAUCAAUUUUUGCCAUAGGAUUGACUACUCUGCUGCAAAUUGAUGUUAAGAGGUGUACCAGAUUGUCCAAAAGCUUGACAGGAUCUGUUUGCUCUCCCUCAAAUGACUUCACUGCAACUUGUACGUCGGACAGGAUUGAUUUCAAGAAUGUCAGGUAGACAUAGUUGGUCUUGUCCAUGUACAUGUCGUGGAGCACAUCCGCCAUGUAGCAACGCUCACUGGCCUUUGUCAACUCAAAGUGGAGUUUCAGUUCUUCCCACUGGCUCGAUAUACGAGUUACCGCAGGUUCAAUCGAUAUCCAACGUGUGGCACACACUUUGGUGAUCUGCAGGGGUUUCUGGCCACAAUUAACUGUGACAUACACCACUUUGUACGCCUCGCAACGUUUUGGGGACAUGGAAAACCAGUUGUAGGUUUCCCUGAUUAAGUACUCAACACUCCUAGGGAUGGUUUCUUUGGAUGCUGCACUGUCAGCCAAUUGUAAAGAAUGGCAUACAUCACGGAUGAGUACCAAAUUGGGUAAUGCACAUUCUUCCUUUAAAAUCAUGUGCACCCCAGUCAUCACGGAUGCAUUAUCAGUGCCAAUACCCUGAAGAAACUGUGGUAAUGUAGACUGCGUUGUGGGGUUGUACGGUCUUGAUUUAGUUAUAUGCUUUGCUGUCGCACAAUGUUUUUUGAUGUCAUACAUUUUUGCAGCAUAUCUGAUUUGCAGUACGCACAGGAUGCCCGUCAAUCAUCCCCAAUUACUGGCUUCAGCCACCCUUUAAAUUCAGGUACAGACUCCCACUCUUUUCUGUACUUCUGGCUGUACAAUUUUGAUUGAGACAUGAUUGAUGUUGAAAGUUCUGUACAAGAUCUCGUCGAACCCGUACUACUGCUGCAGCAGUCAGCCAACAAUGAUUUGCAAUUUGCUGAAAUUGCUGCUGCCUGUGCACGAGCUGAGCGCCUGCUGCUGAUGUCACUCACAAUGCACUUUUGCAGCCAGGCA
This is a messenger RNA of Salmo salar (Atlantic salmon), 4547 nucleotides long. The record is from RefSeq and is a predicted model, not a curated record. NCBI's taxonomy places the organism in Eukaryota, Metazoa, Chordata, Actinopteri, Salmoniformes, Salmonidae.